Molecule: messenger RNA, 1122 nt
Organism: Ascochyta rabiei
Lineage: Eukaryota; Fungi; Ascomycota; Dothideomycetes; Pleosporales; Didymellaceae
Product: Glutaminyl-peptide cyclotransferase
Exons: 2
Coding region: 1-1122 (373 amino acids)
Molecular function (GO): glutaminyl-peptide cyclotransferase activity; zinc ion binding
Source: RefSeq, a predicted model, not a curated record
AUGCUCUUCUCACUACCUUCUUCCCUCUCGGCACUCACAUACCUCCUCUCCUUCCCGUCCGCAAACGCAUACAAGCCGCUCUCGGACAGCUUUCUAAAGGCAAUACCAUCACCCGGCGACCUCUUCGACCACGAACACGGCGAAUUGCUUGCGCCAAUCCUCAUCCCCCGCGUGCCCGGCACCGCUGGCCAAACGACUACGCAGCAACACUUUGUAUCCUAUUUCCAGCGCGAGCUGCCCAAAUGGGACAUAUCCUGGCAGAACAGCACCGCGACGACCCCGACCUCAGGCGGCAAAGCGCUGCCUUUUCAGAACCUGAUAUUCAAGCGCGAGCCGCCGUGGGUGAAGCCCGGACAGUCCAACCUGCUCACGUUGGUUGCGCACUACGAUAGCAAGAUUGCCCCCAAGGGGUUUAUAGGCGCGACAGACUCUGCGGCGCCAUGUGCGAUGCUGAUGUGGGUUGCGAAGGUGGUGGAUCGACAUGUGCAAAGGAUGUAUGAUGAGAUGCAAGCACUAGAGGAGGGAGGGACAGUAGAGAUGGACAUGGGCAUUCAGAUUCUGUUGCUAGAUGGAGAGGAGGCAUUCCAGGCUUGGACAGACACCGACUCGCUGUACGGCGCAAGGAGUCUUGCAACCGAAUGGGCAGCGACGCGAAACCCCCCGUCUUCAAAAUUCUACCAAUACCGCACCCCACUCUCGCAAAUCUCCCUCUUCCUCCUGCUCGAUCUCCUCGGCUCCGCCUCCCCCAACGUCCCCUCAUACUUCCCCACCACACACUGGGCAUACAGACAUCUUUCCACUGUGGAGUCGCGCCUCCGCUCCCUCGAAAUCCUCGAAUCCAAACCUUCCACACUCUUCUUGCCCGAUGUCAACAUGACAAUGGCUGGCUAUGGAGGGAUAAGUGACGACCAUUUACCGUUCAUUCACCAGGGUGUCGAGGUGCUCCAUGUGAUCCCGAGUCCGUUCCCAAGGGUCUGGCAUACAAUGCAGGAUGACGGUGCCCAUUUGGACGGGGCGACGGUGAGGGAUUGGGCGAGGAUUGUUGCAGGGUUCGUGUUGGAGUGGUUGGAUAUGAUGGAGGUGUGGGAUGAGCCUGGGGCUGAUGGGACGAUGGUAUUGUAA